CUUUCAGUUUUUCCCAGCAGGACUCUCUGACCAGGAGAAACAGCUUUCACCGGUUUCUCUCAGACACACAUGAACAUCAUCAUCAGCAGCAGCAGCAGCAGUAGGAGUAGCAACCAAAGACUUCAGCACAUCAUUCGCCUUGAGACUGCAAUGACCUCACUCAGACUUUUGCCCCUGUUCCACUCCCUCCUCGUCCUACAUGUUUAUCUUUCCAACCAGUUAGAUGACAACAAGAUCCCUCCCAGUCUGUGUACUGGUCAUCCCGGUAUUCCGGGCUCUCCCGGAGUUCAUGGCAGUCCCGGUCAGCCAGGGAGAGACGGGAGGGAUGGGAGGGAUGCUGCUCCCGGGGAAAAGGGGGAGAAGGGGGAGAGAGGGGCCCCAGGUGAGACAGGAGUACGAGGUCUGACUGGAGAUAGAGGUGACCAUGGAGUAAAAGGGGAAAGAGGGCAGCCAGGAGAGUGUGCAGUGGCUCCUAAAUCAGCCUUCAGUGUCAAACUGUCUCAGGGCCACACAUUACCCCUAACUGUGGGCGACGCAGUCCACUUCGACACCAUCAUAAUCAAUGAACAGGGUGACUACAACUCAGAGACAGGACGCUUCACCUGCAAAGUCCCCGGAGUGUACUACUUUGCCAUCCAUGCCACAGUGUACCGUGCCAGCCUGCAGUUCGACCUGAUGAAGAACGGACACGCGGUGGCAUCUUAUUUUCAGUUUUACGGCAACUGGCCCAAACCGGCAUCUCUGUCAGGCGGCUCCCUGCUUCACCUCAUCCCCGGUGAUCAGGUGUGGGUGCAGAUGGCUCUCUCAGAGUACAAUGGAUUUUACUCCAGCACCAAGACAGACAGCACCUUCACUGGGUUCCUGGUGUACUCAGACUGGAAAAACUCUGCUGUGUUUGCAUGACAUGUGCCUCUUUUAGUUCCUCAUCGAGACAUUCUGGACAGACAAGUGAAUCGUCCGCGAGGCGAUACAGCUGUAUUUGUGUAAUAAAUAAAAAACACACCAGACAAUGUAACCUGAAUAGCACAUGGUGCGCUGCAGUGCAUACACUGAACAGUAUGGUUAACUCUGUGUCUGUUCUUCACUUGCGGCCUUUAAUCUGCUGACAGUUAAUUCUUGUAACAAAUGUUGUGACAGUGGCCUCCGGCUAGCAUCAGGCCACAAAUUCAAACAGCUUUUAUGCUACUGUUGCAAUUUGAUUUAGUGUCUACUCCGCUAACAUGCGACAUUAAUAAAUUUUUAUACUUUUUAAAACA
Messenger RNA from Archocentrus centrarchus (flier cichlid), 1256 nucleotides. RefSeq names its product C1q and TNF related 5 (gene c1qtnf5). The record is from RefSeq and is a predicted model, not a curated record. NCBI's taxonomy places the organism in Eukaryota, Metazoa, Chordata, Actinopteri, Cichliformes, Cichlidae. The coding region runs from base 70 to 903 and encodes 277 amino acids. Gene Ontology annotation, molecular function: protein binding. The transcript has 3 exons.